Brenthis ino (lesser marbled fritillary) is the source of this 1383-nucleotide messenger RNA. NCBI's taxonomy places the organism in Eukaryota, Metazoa, Arthropoda, Insecta, Lepidoptera, Nymphalidae. The record is from the annotation of a GenBank genome assembly.
AUGACAAAAUUUAGUCUGUUGAAACUUUUAGUGGUUCUAUGCGUUUUAAAACUUUCAUUGGCAAACACCCUUUUUAACGAGAAGCUUGAAGCAUUGCGACCGCGUGGACUAAAAGUUACUUUCCCAGACAAAGGCUAUACAUCAGUAACUUUUCAUGGCGCAAUGAAUCGCACUGAUGGAAGUAAAGAAUGGCAAAUAUAUGUACCUAAACCUCGAGAGGGUUUGUGGAUAAUGCAGGAUAGAAACUUAAUGUUAGAAAAAGGAGAUCAAAUUAAUUACGAUAUCACUGUUAAUAAAAAUAGUGUAACUUUUCCAAUACAUGGAACUUGGGUUGUAACUGAAUUCUCUGAAGAUAAUUAUGACUUUGAGCCAUAUUGUGCUCUUUCCGAAACAGUACUACAAUGCGGGAAAAAAGGAUGCAAAGGAAGACUUAUUUUCAGUGAAGAUUUUACUACAGGAAUUGAAAAUCUAACACAAUGGCAAUUUGAGAAUAUGUAUCCCCAAGAACCGGAUUACAAAUUUAACGUUUAUUUAACUAUGGCAGUUACUAGUAUCGAUGAUGGAAUACUGAAAAUUAAACCAGAGCCUACAAAACAAUCUAUAAUCGAAAACUAUAUCGAUGAUUCUACAAACUUGAAUAUUAUUACCAGGUGCACGGGUCAAAUAGCAACGAAUGAAUGCUAUAAAGUCGUUUCUGGACCACAUAUUAUGCCUCCAGUAAUAAGCGGCAAGAUCACUACACGCAAAAGUUUCAACUUUAAAUAUGGGAAAAUCGAAGUACGAGCCAAAUUACCAGUUGGCGACUGGUUAAUACCAGAGAUUAACUUAGAACCUUGUGAUCAUGUAUAUGGAAAACUCCACUACGGAUCUGGCUUAAUACGAAUUGCGUUUGCAAGAGGGAAUUCGAAUUUAUCUAAUGAGUUAUUUGGAGGAGCAAUUAUAUAUGACAAAGAGCCUAUCAGAUCACGCUUUUUAAAAAAAAGAAUUCAUGAAAGUACAAUUUGGGGAGACGAUUAUCACAAUUAUACUGUUGUAUGGGGGCCAACAAGCAUUGAAAUGUUUGUGGAUGGCGAAAGUUAUGGGUAUCUAAAUUCUACUAAACUCGAGUCAGAUCUCGCUGAUAUAAAUAUGAUUGACUCUAAUUUGGAGAUGCAAAAGUCGGUGUGGAAUAGAGGCAAUAUUUUGGCACCACUAGAUGAAAUGUUCUACAUCUCCCUUGGAGUAACUGUUGGUGGAAUCCAUAACUUUCCUGUAAGUGACGCUAAGCCGUGGAGAGACAGCAGUCCUAAAGCCAUGCUGAAGUUCAAGAAGAAUAAAAAAACUUGGUACCCAACAUGGACAUCAAGUGAAAUGCUCGUGGAAUAUGUUAAAGUAUACGCGUUA